Mesorhabditis spiculigera is the source of this 1476-nucleotide messenger RNA. Lineage: Eukaryota; Metazoa; Nematoda; Chromadorea; Rhabditida; Rhabditidae. The record is from the annotation of a GenBank genome assembly.
AUGGUAUCAACGCUACCCCACGCCCGUGAUGAUCGGGGCGGCCAUCGGGAGUGUGGCAUCCCUAGCCUUAUGCGAGAUGGCCAGCAUGAGGCAAAGUCGGCACAAGCACUUCAAAGAAUGAUCGAAGCCUCGGCGAAUGCAUGGCUCAGCUCGGCGGAUUUUAUUUACGAGGACGUGCCUCGGAUUAAGUGCAUCUUUUUCUGCGAGUUUCACCUGACGCGCGGCACGUUGAUUCAACUGAAAUGCGAAGACGAGAAUUUUAAACUCGAUGACGUCCUACCUACCCAGCGCUUCGGCUCCUACUCGGCGGCCUUUAUUCCGAAGGACGAGCUGGUGAAUCGGCAGGUCCGCGUCGGCAUCCACGCCAACGGCCGGAAAUACAAAGUGAUGGGAUAUCCGGUUGCGCUGAAAAAGGAGGACAAAAUUACAUCGCCACCAAAGACAAAAUAUGGCCUGCGUAUCGCCACGUGGAACAAGUGCGAGGUGCCGAAGGAGUCGAUCGAGAUCUACAAGCGUGGCAAGUACCGCUUCUGCAUCUGUUUCGUCGUCCCGCAUGAGAUCGAGGCCACCGAGAAUGACUUUGUGUACGAGCCGGUGAUCGAGAAGCUCACGGAGUACAUUGUCGGACUCGAGCAGGAACGCCACUGGCUGUCGGGGCGCAAAAGUGACGAGGCGUUGCAACGGCUUUUCGAGUACACGCUGAUCUCGCUUAACACUACUGGCGCCGUCUGCUACCAGGUCACCGACCAUUGUUGCAUCUACCUCAAGCUAUCGCCACUCCAAAUGGGCCACGAACCUCCAGAGGUCUAUCCACACACCGUCCCAAUCCCGCAGCUCGAAAUGUGGCGCUGGCGCCGUAACAAGACUCGGAUGGACAUUGUUGCUCAAAUGAUCAUCCCAAAAAUCGAUGGACUUCGAUGCGUCAAGGAAAUCUCCAUAAUGACCGGGCUGGACGUCGAUUUGGUCAUAAGGUGCAUUCGAAACCUGUGCUACUACGAGGCGGUCGCCCUGGUCCCAUUCUUCCUCUACUCGAACAACUACGUGGCCACCGAGAAGCUGCACAACUUUUUCAACGACCCCGAUGCCAUCAAGGAGUGCCCUGACUUUGUCCGCCGUCGCGUCAAGGGAAGGAGGAAGCGCCAUCCGAAGCUUUUGGCGCGCCCGACUUUCCAUGAUGUGUUCCGGCUUUACUUGAACCUAAAAAUCGGUCAGCGCCUCUCCGAGUUUGUGAUCGUCAAUGAGCCCAAGACGAAGAUGGUCGACGUGCGGCGCUUCAUCCAGUUCGGGAUGGUGCGCGGCUUCCUGCGCAAGCUGUCCAUCUACCCGCUUGUCAUGCCCGAAUAUAAGCAUAUUCCUGCUCUCUCCAUCUUCAACGGCACCACCGCACUGGAGGACAUUGCCGUCGAAUACGCCAUCGAACCGACGGAGCUGCACCGGAAGCUGAUCGAGAGCGGCAAGAUGACGUUCAUCACCAAA